Messenger RNA from Cannabis sativa, 1468 nucleotides. Its product is annotated as NADPH-dependent aldehyde reductase 1, chloroplastic-like. The transcript is spliced from 4 exons. The record is from RefSeq and is a predicted model, not a curated record. Lineage: Eukaryota; Viridiplantae; Streptophyta; Magnoliopsida; Rosales; Cannabaceae. Gene Ontology annotation, molecular function: oxidoreductase activity. Bases 214 to 1227 code for a protein of 337 amino acids.
UCCAUUUGGCUAAGCCCAGACUCUUUCCAAGAGAAAUUCUCAAUAAGAUGAACCCAGAGCUAAAACUGGACGUGUCUACUCCAACAUAGUAACAUGGCACGUGGACACCAACUCUCUUGCCACCUCACAAGCUCUGUCCAGUUCCGAUUCACUACAUAAUAACUCGUUCCCACUCAAUUUUCUUAUUACACAAGUUAUUUGUAUCCUAUAUAUAUGUUUUACAGGGGAUUGUUUUCCUCCAGAGUCUUGACAAUCAGAGCUUAUCCAACCAUAACUCACUUGAAUUCCCUCUGUCCAGAAACUUUCCCUGUUGCCCAGAAGUGUCCAACUAGGGAUUUUGAGAGAAUGGCUUCACAUGGCCAGCAAUUCCCGCCUCAGAAACAAUCUACUCAGCCAGGAAAAGAGCAUGCUAUGGACCCCAACCCUCAGUUCACAGCCCCAGAAUACAAGCCUUCUAAUAAGCUUCAAGGGAAGAUAGCACUUGUGAGCGGUGGUGACUCUGGGAUCGGCCGAGCUGUGUCUCACUGCUUUGCUUUAGAGGGAGCAACCGUGGCAUUCACAUUUGUGAAGGGUCAAGAGGACAAAGAUGCUCAGGACACACUUCGAGAGAUUAAGAAAGUGAAGACCUCGGAUGCCAAGGAACCUAUGGCAAUCCCAGUUGAUUUGGGUUAUGAUGAGAAUUGUAAGAGAGUUGUGGACGAGGUGAUCAAUGCGUACGGACGUAUUGACAUACUGAUCAACAAUGCUGCCGAGCAGUAUGUAACAAGCUCUAUCGAAGAGAUUGAUGAGGCAAGACUUGAGAGAGUUUUCAGGACUAAUAUCUUUUCCUACUUUUUCCUAACAAGGCAUGCUUUGAAGCACAUGAAGGAAGGAAGCUGUGUAAUCAACACAACAUCGGUUAAUGCAUACAAGGGGAAUGCCAAGUUGCUGGACUACACUGCAACUAAGGGAGCCAUUGUUGCCUUUACCAGAGGACUUGCACUUCAGCUUGUGGAGAGAGGUAUACGUGUCAAUGGCGUUGCCCCUGGACCAAUAUGGACUCCAUUGAUUCCUUCCUCUUUUAGUGAAGACCACACUGCUAAGUUUGGCUCCGAAGUGCCCAUGAAGCGGGCUGGCCAGCCUAUUGAGGUUGCACCCUCUUAUGUCUUCCUUGCCUGCAACCACUGCUCCUCUUACAUAACUGGACAAGUCAUCCACCCUAAUGGUGGGACUGUGGUGAAUGGUUGAAGUGAACUGCUGAAAACGGUUUUUUUUGGGACUUUUGUCUAUGGCUUUUUGCUGGGUUUUAUCUCCUGUGGAUUCUUUUGUGCAACUAUGUCUUUUGGUUUAGAUUACCGCAGGGACGACAAAUGUUAAGCUAUGUAAUGUACAUAAAUAGUGCUGAGCCAUCUAUGGUGGCUUGUACGAGCACCUAUGGUUGUGUAAUAAUGAUUAUGUGAAAAAAAAAAUAAACGUAGCAGCUUCUGAA